Callorhinchus milii (elephant shark) is the source of this 2191-nucleotide messenger RNA. It is a transcript of the gene utp4, whose product is annotated as UTP4 small subunit processome component. The transcript is spliced from 16 exons. The record is from RefSeq and is a predicted model, not a curated record. Lineage: Eukaryota; Metazoa; Chordata; Chondrichthyes; Chimaeriformes; Callorhinchidae. Gene Ontology annotation, molecular function: RNA binding; protein binding. Gene Ontology annotation, cellular component: small-subunit processome; t-UTP complex; 90S preribosome. Gene Ontology annotation, biological process: maturation of SSU-rRNA from tricistronic rRNA transcript (SSU-rRNA, 5.8S rRNA, LSU-rRNA). The coding region runs from base 12 to 2063 and encodes 683 amino acids.
CUCCCCCAGGAAUGGCCGAGCUGCUGGUUCACCGGGUGAGGUUCUUUGACUAUCUGCCGGCGGGGCUGCGCUGCCUGAGCUACAACAGCUGCUCUGGGCGCCUGGCGGCCGCGCGCCUCUCGGGGGCUGUGGAAAUCUUCAGCUUCAACAACAACUUCUUCCAGGAGAAGGUGAUUCCUGGGGAUGACAGGAAAUCAAUUGAAGCGAUGUGUUGGGUGGGAUGGAAUCGGCUGUUCACUGUGGGAUUAACUGGAGAGAUCAUGGAAAUAGAUCUGCAGAGGCUGUGUCCAAAGUACAGCCUUGAUGCUUUUGGCGGCCCUGUUUGGUGCAUGAGCUGUAACCCCGAGGAGACUCACCUUGCGAUUGGCUGCGAAGAUGGUUCAGUCAAACUAUUCGAGAUUAUUCCAGAAAAACUUCAAUAUGCAAGGAAUCUGGAUCGGCAGAAAGGGCGUGUUCUCUCGUUGGCCUGGCAUAAGGCUGGUUCACUGAUAGCAACAGGAUCGUUGAAUGUCAUCUGUGUGUUUGAUGUAAAGUCUGGUCACUGUGUGCAGAGGAUGGAUGUGGACCGCCGUAUUUCCAGUCAGCGCAAUCGUGAGUGUGUGGUGUGGAGCGUCCUGUUCCUGAGUGACAGUAUUGUGAGCGCUGACUCCACUGGGAAAGUGCAGCUGUGGGACUGGCAAACGGGAACCCUCCUGAACACUCACCACGUGACCAAGUGCGACGCCUUGUCGUUAGCGGUGAACCCGGCUGAGGACAGCAUCGCUGUGGGAACAUCAGAGGGAACUGUCAUCCAGUUCCAGCUCCUGGAAACUAAGUCUGGGGGCGGCGAUGUCCAGUGGGUUCGAACCAAGACAUUUAAAUAUCACACGCAUGAUGUGCGGGGCCUGGUGCACACCAAGUCUGCACUCGUCUCCGGGGGUUUGGAUGCUCAGCUGGUGCUCCGCCCCCUGAUGGACAAAGUGGAAACUAAAUCAUAUGAGGCUGCACUUCGCAAAGUCAUCUUCCCUCAUCGGAGUUUGGUAUGUUGCAGUCGGGAAGCGAAGCUUCUUCUGUUCCAGUUCCCAAGUCAGUUGGAGCUUUGGUCGCUGGACCAUUCGCCUCUGACAGGCGCUGGGAUGGCUCCUACAGACAGCAAACCAGACAAAGUGCUUCAGCUGAAAAAAAAGGGCUCAGAUCACAUUCACUGCUGCUGUCUGUCUCCCUGUGGCGAGUGGAUCUCCUACGCCACGGCUUCCCGAGUCUGUGUGUAUCGUGUCCAGUAUCAGGACGGCUCUGUCACUGUCACCAGGGUUGCUGGGACACCGAAGCAGCUCCGUGGUGUGCAGUGCCUGGUGUUCUCGGCAGAUUCCACGCGGCUGUUUGCCGGCUCAGAGAGAAGUGCUGUUCAUGUUGUGGAUGUUACAGGGUCACGGUGCACUGAGCUUCACAUCUUCACCCCCAAAUCUGGUUGCCAGGAAUCCAUCUCUCUGUUGGCUGUCAGUGCUGAUGGGGAGUGGGUGGCGGCAGCAAGUCACGGUGGAGAGAUAAACAUCUAUAACCUGAUGCAGCUGAUGCAACACUGCAUUGUUCCAGUCUAUAACCAGCCUCCCACAGCAAUGGCCAUUCACCCCCAGACUAAUAACCUGCUCACAGUGCACACAGACCAUCAGAUUUUCGAGUUCUCUCUCAGGGAGAAGCGGUUCACAGAUUGGAGCCGUAAGCUGCAGCAACAAGGACUGCACCCUCAGUGGGUAGAACGGGACACACCUGUUACACAUAUUACCUUCAAUCCUGAUGUCCCAACCCAGUUCAUGCUCCACGACAUGUACAUGUUCUGUAUCAUUGACCAGACCCUGCGUUUACCGACAGCCAAGUGUCACCUGUAUAACCAAGCGGCCCUGAGAGGCCUGUCAGCAAACGCACGCCGGAGUCAGGCCCACGCCUUCAAAAUCUGCAAGAAAUUCCAGCCACUGCUUCAUGUUGAGAUGCUGUCGGAGGAUUCACUUGUGGUAAUAGAGCGCCCCCUGAUGGACAUCAAUACACAUCUGCCAGCACCAGUCAAGCAGAAGAAAUUUGCCACUUAAUUGGAGCCUGGAAGGUGGUGUCAACAUUGCUUUGUGGGAACUUAGACAUUUCCUCCACAAACAAUUCAUUGGAUUUAUAAAGAUGCAAUAUUUUAUAUUAAAUAAAUAUGUUAUCUGUUUGGCCCCGA